Molecule: messenger RNA, 1976 nt
Organism: Guyanagaster necrorhizus
Lineage: Eukaryota; Fungi; Basidiomycota; Agaricomycetes; Agaricales; Physalacriaceae
Exons: 3
Coding region: 60-1724 (554 amino acids)
Source: RefSeq, a predicted model, not a curated record
GCCAGCGGCACACAGCACACACCUUUCCGUGUCCCUUCACUCAUCUCGUUUCUCCAGAAAUGUUUCCAGACUCUGAUGUUGACCAAUAUUCCUGCCAUUGUCCUCAUUGCGGUCUUACCCCUCGAGGAACACAAGCAGACCAUGCUCCUUACAUUCGGAAUGCGCGAGUAGAGGAACUACUCUCCACCAAUCGCCCGCUGUUGGCCGCCGAAGAAGUUACAUAUCGCGAUUUACUGGCUCGGAGCUCGGAACGUUUGUCAAUAAUUGAAAAUGAGAUGCAGCGCCUUCGUGCGCAGUUGGCGCUGGUGGAGACGCAGAGGAAGGAGGCACUCGUCAUGAACCAGGACUUAAAGUCCAUCAACAGUCCCAUUCGUCGACUACCGGACGACUCUUUGCGUGAAAUAUUUUUGGCCAGUUGUCGUUCAUGGGCCGAUGUCAAUUCUCUCUUUUUUUCCAUCAACAUGCGAGGUCAACCUUGGAUUCUGUCUCAGGUGUGCAGGCGCUGGAGGAGCGUUGCGCUGUCGUUCCAGAAGAUUUGGGCUUGCUUCCGCAUCGAUAUGGAGCACAUACCUAUUACGCGCAUGGCCCAACAAAGAGCCUCGUUUGCUCUAGGGCAACAAAUCCGCAGAGCAGGUCGUCAUGAACUGACUCUUUCAACUUGUGAUCCAGAUGAGGGACGUUUGGGCACCAGCUAUGAUAUGAUACUGCCGCUACUCCUUUCCACUUGCUCGCAGUGGCGGACCUUCGAAUUGAAAUGUCACACUCGCGCAGUCAUUCAUUUUGCUCCCAUUAGGGGCUACCUAGAAUCCCUUGAAAAAAUUCACCUUUCUAUACGAACAAGCUCGCGCGGGGAACAAGACAUCUCUACUUCCAAUAUAUUCGAAUUUGCGCCGAAGCUGCGUCGGAUCUCCCUCGGCAGUGGGCGGAAGGACAUCGUACGGUCCUUUAUCAUACCCUGGCCUCAGAUUAUAGAAUACACAGACGGCGGUAGAAGGAAAGGCAGCCAUCAUCUGGAGGUGUUGCGGCGUGCGACCGCCAUCACAGACGUUCGCAUCAACUCAACCCUGCUUCCAGAGGCAGAGGGCGGGGUUCCCUACACUCUCGGGGGACGAACAAUUCGAGUGCCCACCCUUCGUAAUCUCCGUGCGCGUUUGAAACUCAAUGACAGCCACUUUCAAGCAAUGUUCGAUAAGCUCGAGCUACCCGGGCUUCGCGUCCUUUCUACGGCCCUUCCCCCGAAAGCCGAUCCUUUCAUCUCCCUUAUCGAUCGUUCACAGUGUCAUCUCACGACGCUAUUAAUCACUGCGAAUACACCUGAAAUCAGCGCAGAGCUGCUUCGGCUAUGCAAAGUGACUCUUCAUCUACGCGCACUCUGCAUCACCUCUGACGGCGAGGAGAGCGGUCCUAUCCCUAUCUCUGAUUUUUUGGUUGGGCUCGUCCAUCCCCUUGAUGGAGAUUGCUUCUUACUUCCCGCACUGACGUGUCUGAAUCUAAUGCAACUAAACUGGAAUCCAAGAGACUCGGUUGUGUUAGAACUGAUAGAUUCGCGCCUCGGAGGAUGGGUCGAAGGGGAUGAAGAGUCGAACAAUGAUAGUUCAAUGAUUCGAGAAGGCGUGGCACAGCUGAGGAAGGUAAUGCUGCCGUAUUCUUUUGAGAUAGCGCACAAAGAGGAGUUGGAGAGGUUCCGGUCCUUGGGCCUGAAGAUUAUUACACGACGGUCGUGAUGUCAGGUGCAUAGGUGCUUAAGAUUCCAUGGAUGGUCCGAGGACAGGAAGCAAGAAGUAUUGAAAUUGGGGCGGGCUGUAAUGCGUCAGCGUAAGGCUGGCGGAUACAUCGUUAGUGCGGCGAGACAAUCCGUCGCAUAAUUAUGAGACUCUUCGUCGCUGCGCAGGAACUCUACUGUGCAGUGAUAUUUAUAUAGAUCCACGAAAUGAUAUAUUGCGCCGAUCCAGAGAUUGCAGCUACAGCUUGUGCAA